AUAUUCUUCAUAAAAAUGGCUUCGAAAUCACUUUGAUUUUUGCUUAUUUUUUCCUUGUGAUUUUCUGGGAUUUUUGUUUUUGAUUGAUUGAAACCUGUGAAACUUUGUCGCAAGAUGAGUCUAGCAAUUGCAUCGAAUUUGAUUUCUCCUCAUAGUUUUAAAUCUAAUGACGUUCGCUGUCACUUUGAAAACAAAACGAUCGAUUCGAUUCUGGAGAAUCCUUAUUUUAAUGAUGAUGAUGAUGAGAAAAUUGAGUUCGAAACAUUCUCUUCAUCUUCAUCUUCAGUAGUUGAUACUGUUGAUGAUGCGGAUGUUAAUUCGCAUAAUUUGCAUGAUGACCAACAUGAUAAUGAUUAUCAAUUUCCAUUAGACAAUAAUGAUGAAGAUUUCAAAAUUAAUAAUUAUAAUUUUGAUCAACAUGAAGGAAAACAACUGUCGCAAUCAUCAGCCUCAUCAAAAACAUCCGAUACAAUAUCGACAACAUUGGUUUCAAACGUCAAACAUCAUUAUGAUCAUGAACAAAAUGUUGAACAUCAAAAGAACAAGACGCAAUCGGUGAUUGCAAUCAAUGAUCGACGACAUCAACACAAACUUUCUUGUUCAUUAUCCGAUCAAGUUGAACUGCCAUCAAUCUGCCACAUCCAAUACAAUCAAGAACAAGAGCGAGAAGAAUCAAUAAUUAUUGGCGAAAAAGAGACAAACGUGGAUAGUUGUUAUUUUUCUGGAAGUGAUUUGUCAUUAUCUGAAUCAAGUAGUAAAGGCAUUUAUCUUUCAUUGGAUGAUCAUCAAUCAUCUAUAAAAAUGUCACCAUCAUUGCCUACACCAUUUGUUUACGGUGAAUUAACUAGACGCUGGCAUGAUGCUUGGUUAUCAGAUAACUCUAAAGAUGAAAGAAAUAUUAAUAGUAAGGAAACAAACUUGGCCACUGUCAAGCACGAUGAUAAGGAUGUUACUGCAAAUUAUCAUUUUAUGACGAAAUAUUCAGGCAAAAUAUCAUAA
This is a messenger RNA of Dermatophagoides pteronyssinus (European house dust mite), 999 nucleotides long. It is a transcript of the gene raw, whose product is annotated as NDT-like domain-containing protein raw. Lineage: Eukaryota; Metazoa; Arthropoda; Arachnida; Sarcoptiformes; Pyroglyphidae. Gene Ontology annotation, cellular component: plasma membrane. The record is from RefSeq and is a predicted model, not a curated record.